CCCCAGGACUGGAUGGUUUGAUGUUGGACCUCUGAAAACUUCCAAAAGGAAGAAAGGUCUUAACCCAUAAGAACCCAGACCCAUUUUUCCUUAAAGGACUUAAUGAGUUAAGGUCAGACAUAAAGCUUUGCAAGGAAGAGACUGGGGCACUCAAAGUGCUUGUUACACUGGUGUCACCGUGAGUUCUUAUGGGUUAAGGUCAUUCUGCAUCCGGUUGUUCGAGGGACAAAAACCAGGAUAGUGGGGAACGUCAGUGAUUGUUCCAGUUCCAAUAAAAGGCAAACUUGCUAUAUGUGACAACUACAGGGGUAUCAACUCAGGUUGCUGCCAAAAUCUAUGAUUGGACGAUCCUCAACAGAAUUAGAUCAGUCAUUGACGAUCUACUCUACCCGGGUCAAAAUGGAUUUUGGCAAUCUCGCUCAACCACUGCGCAAAACCUAGCUUUUAGAAGAAUUGUUGAGGAGGUAUUAAAUCACAAGAAGAAGCAAUACUGGUUUUCAUUGAUUUCAAGAAGGCAUUUGACACAAUUGACAAACAAAAUGUUCCAAAUUCUACUGGCAUGUGGAAUCCCUCCUCCAAUUGUUCAAGCAAUAAAAUUAUGUAUGUCAACACGUCUGUGGUAGUCAAGACUCCCGAGGGCAACACAGACUUCUUCUCCAUCGACACCAGAGUAUUUCAAGGAGAUCUUCCAGCACCUUUCCUCUUCAUCAUCUGUUUAGAAUAUUCUCUUAGGAAUGCAGUCUUGCCCUCCAAUGGUCUGACCCUAAAGCGUCGUCAAAGUAGAAGACACUGUAAAACACUCUCAGGGAAGCAGAAGACCUUCUGCAUCGGGUCGAACGAGGAACAAGACAGAAUGGACUCUUCCUGAAUCCUUGAAAGACGAAGUUCAUGCACCUCAACACAACAUCUGAGGAGACAUUGCAUGGACUAGAUGGGUUAGAAAUCGAAAGAGUUGAUGAUUUCCUAUAUCUUGGAGGCUAUACCAACACAGCACAUGAUGUAGAAACAAAAAUUGGUAAAGCUUGGGGAGAAUUGCACUCUCUGUCAAAAAUAUAGGGAACUUCAACUAAAACGGCAACCAAAAUAAGAGUAUUCAAGGCGUCAGUGGAAUCCAUCUUACUGUAUGGUUCUGACUCCUGGUCACUAACGAAGACACUCUCAGAAAAAAUCGAUGGGACUUAUACCAGAAUGGUGGUACAAAAAAUCUCCUGGAAAUCACACCUCACCAACAAGUCGCUGUAUGGCUAAUAUCCAUACUUGUCAACCAUCAUUAGGCAACAUACACGAUCCCUGGCUGGACAUGUGGUCAGACACAACGAAGCAGCUGGUUGAGUGCUGUUAUGGAAACCAGAUACUAUCAGAAGGUCUGGCAGACCGAGCACAACCUUAAGCAAGCUGACAGAAGAAGACACUGGUCUGGAAGGCAAAGAACUUUUGACUGCAACGCUGGACAGAUGGAGCUAGAUGAAGAACUUUUUUCAUGUUACUGAUUCUGAUGCAAUUGACUGACUGAAAUUCCUUCACAAACACCACGCCUACUUCUCUGUCACACCUGCUCAGAAAAAACUCUGCAGGGAAGUCAGCUGCUUCACUUCCUCAUGUUUCCAGAGCGAGUUCAGUCUGCUUCCUAUUUUCAUUUGUCAUCUCCAGUUUGUCAACAUGAGAAUUCACAGAUUUCUGUUGCUGCUGGUGGUUUUCGUGACGUUUUCAAGAGCAAACGCUUUCUUCGGUUACGUUGAGGUUCAGUGCCUCUACACGUCAACUAAAGAUGUUGUGUACAUGGAAAAGGUGUACAUCAAUAAGUUACUCAUGAUCCAAUACAACAGCACUUUGGGAAACUACACCGGUUACACCGAGAAAGCGAAGAAACUUGCAGACGAAGCCAACAAAGUUGAAUCAUUCAGGGAACAAGCAAAGAAGAAUUUAGACCGAUGCAAAUCCAACAUCCCAUCGGUGUUCGAUGAGCUCACAAAACCAGUUGAACCUACUGUGAAGCUGAAGUUAGUGGAUGUAGCAGAUAGCAGACAUCCCAGCAUGCUUGUCUGCAGCGCUUAUGGUUUCUAUCCCAAACUCAUCCGAGUGUCGUGGCUGAGAGACGGAAAAGAGACCACAACUGAUGUGACGUCCACCGAGGAGCUGUCCAAUGGGAACUGGCUCUAUCAGAUCCACUCCCACCUGGAGUUUACACCCAAAUCUGGAGAGAAAAUCAGCUGCAGGGUGGAGCACGCCAGCUUGAUGGAGCCCAAACUUUAUGACUGGGAACCAAUUGUUGAGGCAGAGAGGAAUAAGUAUGCUGUUGGAAGUGCAGGGCUGCUGCUGGGUUUGUUGUUUUUCAUCACUGGGCUGAUUUUCUACAAGAAGAACUCAACAGGUCGGACGUUGGUGCCGACAAGUUAAGCUUUGUCCAAUGCUACGAUUAUAAAACAAAAGAAAAAUGGAAAACCAUCUAAAGGUGGAAUCGUCUUCUAUGUGGAGUAAAUCUCACAGUUCACACUCAGGUUGAUGCAUCUACAUACACACGUGGACAAA
This is a messenger RNA of Acanthochromis polyacanthus (spiny chromis), 2529 nucleotides long. RefSeq names its product DLA class II histocompatibility antigen, DR-1 beta chain-like. Gene Ontology annotation, molecular function: MHC class II protein complex binding. Gene Ontology annotation, biological process: peptide antigen assembly with MHC class II protein complex; antigen processing and presentation of exogenous peptide antigen via MHC class II; positive regulation of T cell activation. The record is from RefSeq and is a predicted model, not a curated record. Bases 1660 to 2397 code for a protein of 245 amino acids. The transcript is spliced from 5 exons. Lineage: Eukaryota; Metazoa; Chordata; Actinopteri; Pomacentridae. Gene Ontology annotation, cellular component: MHC class II protein complex; membrane.